This is a messenger RNA of Acanthosepion pharaonis, 588 nucleotides long. Lineage: Eukaryota; Metazoa; Mollusca; Cephalopoda; Sepiida; Sepiidae. The record is from the annotation of a GenBank genome assembly.
AUGACCACGGAAGUGAUCAGUGCUACAGUAACGCUGAAGCCAGACAAUCUAUCAUUAAUCUGUACAAACCCUGAUUAUCAAUAUAUUCGGCAUCCCCUUGAUUGUAGCCGUUGGUUCCAUUGCUCUCAUGAACAACCUGUUGAGAUGCCAGCUUGUGUCGAUACGUUCAGCAUGAUCUCCCUUACUUGUCUCACCAAGCAAAAUGAGAACAAUGACUGCAUCAGUACUUGUAUAUUCGAUGGAAAGCUUCAUUAUCUUGGAGAAAUAUUCGUCGGGAGAAAUUCGUGUGAAAUAUGCAUUUGCCAAAAUAACAGAGGAACUGUAGUCUGCAGCAGUGCUUGCUUAACCAAGGGAGGUAAUUCAGACAAAAUUCUUCACUCCUUGUCACGAUGGAUAUUUGCUAAAGACAGUAGAAUAUCUAUCUAUCUAUCUAUCUAUCUAUCUAUCUAUCUAUCUAUCUAUCUAUCGGAAACUAUCUACGUGGCAGGUAAAACUUUUCUGCACCUGGAUGGCCAACAAACCUGUACAUGUAGAGUAGAUGGAAUUGUCUCUUGUUCUUUUUCACAUGUUGAACAGACAGAAGGAUGA